This is a messenger RNA of Aspergillus ibericus CBS 121593, 1451 nucleotides long. Its product is annotated as NAD(P)-dependent alcohol dehydrogenase. The transcript is spliced from 2 exons. Lineage: Eukaryota; Fungi; Ascomycota; Eurotiomycetes; Eurotiales; Aspergillaceae. Gene Ontology annotation, biological process: alcohol metabolic process. Gene Ontology annotation, molecular function: alcohol dehydrogenase (NADP+) activity; zinc ion binding. The record is from RefSeq and is a predicted model, not a curated record. The coding region runs from base 346 to 1434 and encodes 362 amino acids.
GAGAAUCUGCAUUAAUGUGGUAUAGGAUGAAUGUGGAGUUAUCCAUAACUCGGACCUCGGGUCCACGAUGUGCACGCACCUGCUGCAAUGUCAUCUAUCAGUGAUCGCCUCGGGGUCUAUUGUCAUCACCGAAUGGACUUAGAACACAAAAUCCGUAGAAUCCGGCGAUGACCCCUCAGUAGCCAGAUGUAGUUAGAGCGUCAUCCAACAAUGCAUCUACCAUGUCACCGGUGUGGCAAGAAUCGGCAGCCCUGAUCCGUUUGACCGGCGGUGUAAUUGUUUAUAAAAGACAGCGUUACUCCUAGGUCUUAUCCACCACACGCAGAAUAAUCCUCAGCUGUCAACAUGUCAACACCCUCCUAUACCUUCUCAGGCUGGAUGGGCCUCGACAAAGACGCCGCAAAUGGCCAUAUGGUCUGGCAAUCCUACACCCCCAAGCCCUGGGAAGAGACCGAUAUCGAUAUCAAGAUCAGCCAUUGUGGGGUGUGCGCUUCCGAUUUGUGUGUUCUUCGAAGUGGAUGGAGACCCACCCCCUACCCCUGCCUGGUGGGCCAUGAAAUCAUCGGGCACAUCACGCGCAUCGGCACGCAAGUCAAAGGUCUCCAGCUGGGCGACCGAGUCGGCGUCGGUCCGCAAAGCGACUCAUGUCGGGGCCGAGUGAACGGCCCUUGUAUCGAAUGUUCCACGGGGAACGAGAAAUACUGCCCCAAUCUCUGGACGGGCACGUAUGCCGGUAAGUACAUGGACGGGAGUCCUUCAUAUGGUGGAUACGCGCUGUAUAACCGUGUUCCGGCGCAUUUUGCAGUGAAGAUUCCGGAAGGGAUUGAAUCAUCGGCGGCGGCGCCAAUGUUGUGUGCUGGUGCGACGGUGUAUGCGCCUCUCAAGCAAUAUGGGUGUGGACCGGGCAAGAGAGUAGGGAUUCUCGGGGUAGGCGGACUGGGACAUUUUGGAAUAUUGUUUGCCAAGGCGUUGGGAGCGGAGAGAGUUGUUGCCUUGUCGCGCAGUCAGGCAAAGAGAGAGGAUGCGUUGGCGCUUGGUGCGGACGGGUAUAUUGCCUAUGAGGAAGGAGGCUAUUGGGUCAAGGAACAUGCCGGGACCCUGGACGUGAUCAUUUCGACAGUGUCGUCGAAUAAAAUCCCCAUUUUGGAUGCCUUGAAGCUCCUCCGCGCCAACGGGACUUUUGUUCAGGUAGGAAAUCCGGAAAAUGGGCCGUUUACUAUUCCUGCGGGGGCGUUGAUUGGCAUGGGGUUGAGGUUUGCCGGGUCGAAGAUUGGCAGUCCGAGUGAGAUUCGGGACAUGCUGGAGCUGGCUGUGAAGAAGGGGGUGACGCCGUGGAUUGAGGAGAGGCCGAUGGGCGAUGCGAAUGAGGUGCUUGUUGAUAUGGAUAGCGGGAAGGCCCGGUAUCGGUAUGUUUUGGUGAAUCGCUCAGAAUAGUCAUGGUGGCGCAUAUC